Messenger RNA from Labrus mixtus (cuckoo wrasse), 4592 nucleotides. RefSeq names its product dopamine receptor D5a (gene drd5a). Gene Ontology annotation, molecular function: dopamine neurotransmitter receptor activity; G protein-coupled receptor activity. Gene Ontology annotation, biological process: adenylate cyclase-activating adrenergic receptor signaling pathway. Lineage: Eukaryota; Metazoa; Chordata; Actinopteri; Labriformes; Labridae. The record is from RefSeq and is a predicted model, not a curated record. Gene Ontology annotation, cellular component: plasma membrane. The transcript has a single exon. The coding region runs from base 444 to 1826 and encodes 460 amino acids.
ACUUAAAAUGUUGAAGGAUUUCUUACACCCGUUCUCCAACGCAGCGCACCGCUGUGCGUAACGCCACGCACAAAGGAGGCGUGAUGUGGUCUGCGGCCAGCCCUGGCAGGGCUAGAGUGUGUUAGGGUUGUAAAGGUCUUCCUCACCCAAAGCGCGCAGGAUACCGUGGACACAGAUAUUCACAGAAGAAGCCAGGUCAGACGACCCGACCGGCAAGGCUGCAACAUGCGCUCACAACUGCUCGCUGCGUUUCAGCCCCCCAGCGCACCUGGCGCGCCGCUUGGAUCAGUUUUAACGCGCUUACUUCUUUCACUCCGUCUAUUUUGCACUCCGGAUCAGGCUGUCAGCGGAUCGGGACAACGGGGGCAACCCGGUGAGUGGCUGAUAAUUGCUCCUGUCCCCGCGCACGGAGCAAUGUACUGUGGUUUUACUUGAAGAGACACAUGGAGAACCCAGCCAAAUAUAUCUCAUCGGUGCAGGGGAUUGACUCUGCGCCGGCACCCCUCGGAGAGAUUAUGAGGAACAGCACCGAAACGGAGGCGACAAACGACUGGAGGAAGGAUAUGGUGUUGCGCACAAUGACGGGCUGCCUACUGUGCCUGCUCAUCCUAUGGACUCUGUUGGGGAACAUCAUGGUUUGCGCCGCGGUGUUGCGCUUUCGGCACUUGCGGACCAAAGUCACCAACAUUUUUAUCGUCUCUCUGGCUCUGUCGGAUUUAUUCGUGGCUGUCCUUGUGAUGCCCUGGAAAGCUGUGGCAGAGAUGGCGGGGUACUGGCCGUUUGGCACUUUCUGUAAUAUUUGGGUCGCUUUUGACAUUAUGUGUUCUACCGCGUCCAUCCUCAACCUCUGCAUCAUAAGCAUGGAUAGAUACUGGGCAAUUUCCAGUCCCUUCCGCUACGAGAGGAAAAUGACCCAGCGAGUUGCCUUUGUUAUGAUAAGCAUCACUUGGACGCUGUCUGUGCUCAUUUCAUUCAUACCGGUCCAGCUAAACUGGCACAAAGCCAGCGGGGAGGACAUGACUGGGAUGGACAACUCUUCCUCUAUUCGGCAGGUGGAGGAAAACUGCGACUCCAGCCUAAGCAGAGAGUACGCUAUAUCCUCGUCUUUGAUAAGUUUCUAUAUUCCCGUUGCAAUUAUGAUUGUGACUUAUACUAGAAUAUACCGAAUUGCACAAAUACAAAUUAGAAGAAUAGCCUCCCUGGAGAGAGCGGCAGAGCACGCACAAAGUUGCAGGACUAACAGAAUAGAGUGCCAACACCACAACACCUUGAAAACGUCGAUUAAACGGGAAACCAAAGUGUUCAAAACUCUGUCGGUGAUUAUGGGUGUCUUUGUGUGUUGCUGGUUACCAUUUUUCGUCCUGAACUGUAUGGUCCCGUUCUGCGACAGACCGACCACAGACCGGGACGCUGGUCUGCCCUGCGUAAGCGAGACUACUUUUGACGUAUUCGUGUGGUUUGGCUGGACAAACUCCUCCCUCAAUCCCAUCAUUUACGCCUUCAACGCCGAAUUCAGGAAGGCCUUCGCGAGCCUGUUGGGCUGUCGCAAUUUCUGCUCUAACACUCCAGUGGAGACAGUCAACAUCAGCAACGAGCUGGUCUCAUAUAACCAAGAUACCCUCAUCCACAAGGAAAUCGCGAACGCCUACGUCAACAUGAUCCCCAACGUGGUUGAAUGUAUUGAGCACGAGGAGACUUUUGACAGGAUUUCACAGUUUUCUCACAACAACGAGAACGCCACCGACUCAAUUUGUGACUUGGAGGACUGUGAGGCAGACAUCAGCCUUGACACGAUGUCCCCGUUUACACCAAAUGGAUUACAUUGACUCCAACUUUGUCUCAACGUGCGUAAUUGGAUGUAUUGACAUCAAUUCCAUCGUCCAUUCUGCUCCUUAACAGUCCCAAAAGCUCCUGUCCACAUGGAGCCCACGUGUCAUGUUAUAGCCUACUGAGGGAUCUAUAGUGACUUGCUCAUGGACACUUCAGCAGGAUUCUGAAGCCACCAGGCAUAUUUCCUGCUGCCGGUUUGCGUUAUAAAUGACAUGUGAUGUUGUCGUCCUGUUCUGAAAAAAGUGAUGUGUAGGUGUUAAUUUAUAUGACAAGUAAAGUUUGUGUUCAUUUGUUUAAAGGUUCAGUGUAAUUGAAGCUGUUGUUUACUCGAAGGCAUUACUCGCAGCGUCCUUGUCUCAUCCGCUUGGAGGGGUGGAAAUGUUUGUAAAGAUUAACAUGAGGAACCAUAAUAUACAGAACUUUUGCUGCUUAUAAACCUCAUGUGCAUCCAGUGCCCACUUUCCAGUGAGUUUGAAAACUGAGGGCAGCCUUACCAAGAAAACAAAAUGCAGUCAUUUCAGCGCCUUACAGCUUUUUUUUCGAGUUUCGAGACAUGAAAAAGGAAUGUGUUGAAUAGAGAAUAGAUAAAUGAUGCCAAAAUGCAGUAUUAACGUGUUUACCCUCUGCACUCACCCCAGCGAUUACCCCAGCACACACACCUCAUCACCUCACUGAUUAUUAUUAUGCAGUUGGAUCAGGCUCAGAUGGCAGGAGCCUUUGAUGGAGCAUUUCACGAUGUGAAAAGGCACAAAGUCCUCUGCUUCAAACGCAUAAAAGUGAGCUUGUUUACACUGGAAUCGCUGAUCCAGAUUAAAGACUUUGUCUAAAACCCACAGAAUCGUUCUAGCCGUCAGAGUUGUAACUUUUGUAACUCAUUUCUCAUCGAGGCCAAAACUACUGAAUGGCUCUGCUUUGUCAGGUCAUAUUAAACUAGAGUAACAACAGAAGAGAAAAUCAUACAACAGUCUCACUUUUCAAAAGUUGACGAGAAAGCUUAAGUAAGUCACAAUCAAACUUCAGAGAAUAGCUCAUGGUAAGUUUACGAUGAAAUAUUGAUCUGACAUUUAAAAACAACAACUAUGGAAGGAGUAAGGAACAAACCAAAGUGAACUUAAAUACUGAUGAGUCAUUGUGCUUCCCUCAUAAUUACUCCCAGUGGAGGAUACUAUAAUAGGUCAUCAUGAAUUCCUAGCCAACAGACAAGGGAGCUACAUAUGAUUAAAUCAUUAGGUAUUGAUCAGCUCAUGGAUAUCAGUGAAUCCAUUUUAUUGAUCACUUUCCUCACGAGUUGCUUCUGAUUAACUCUGAUUGAACCAGGCACAAAAGUACUCAUUCUCACGUGAACAUACAUGUGUUUUUACACAUCUAAAGUACCAAUAUUUCUUACUGAGUAGUGACUGUGUAGUCCAUCAUUUCUUAACCAAUGUCUUUGGAGUAUGCACUUCUGUGGUAGCCCUUUAAUUAAUAGGAGCAUCAUCCUGAGAUGUCCGUAAUUACACCACUAAAAUGCUGCCAUGUGUGAGAACAAUCCAUAAUGGAAACAGGAUUUCUCUGUUUAAAUAAAAAAAAAAAACAUAUUCCUGAAAUUGUACAGAACUUUUUAUUUUAAAUACAAACUUCAAGCAGCUAUUGCUAUAAACACAGCAGCUAAACAUUCAGAAGAUUGUUUAACAAUUUGGGUCAACGGUGAUCAUAAUGCUCAGUAUGAAGUUUUGUUUUCACAAAGGCAUAAAGGAAUAAUUGGAUAUUUAGCUCAAGUCUGCCUGUUGCCUUUUUCUGAACUAAAAAAGGAAAUGAUAGGAAUUUCUGAGUGAAAACGUGUCAAAUCAAAAGUCAUCUCUCCAUAAUGAAGACAGACAUCUACUUCAUUUGCAUUGAUUUAGGAAUGACUAUCAAAACCACUGAUAAUAGGGCAUUAGCUUGUAAGCUAACCUUAGCUAAAUAGAACUCAGAUUAAGGGAAAAUUUAAAACUAUCGAAAAAACUCUCAGUGCCCAGCUGUCAUGUCAAGGAAAGCAUGCAGAAAAAAAUUGGAUUUGUACACACUGACAUGCCCACCUCUAAAGUGCGAGAGAUCAGAGGUUACACAAGAUGUGUUACCAAAGAUCAAGUCACAAUUGUGUCAAGUUAUUAUAACUUACAGACACAAACUCCUAAAACAUCACCUCAUGACUCUGCGACCAGCCAGUUUGAUGCAGCCACGUACAAGUAACGUAGGACUGCUUAAAAAACAGUAUCCUAACUCAUGAAUGAUCUUAAACUUGUUUUGUGAUUUUUAACUGGUUGUUUCAGAACUUAAAGUACUGAAAUGAUUCAUCAAUGUUCUAGUUCUUAUUGGUUUGUUCCUUAAGUUUUCACUAAUUAACGGAUCGUUACGUUAUCAGUUACAUACUCAAACUUGAUCAUGAUUAACUAACAUAAUUAAAUUCAUGUUUUUUCUCGAGUUUCAACUCAAAAUAAAAUAGAAAGUACCCUGACCAAAUUGUCAGGACUGUCCUGAAUGACCAAAGAUGUCUGUAGGAGUGAAUCAAUAACACAGACACAAUAAGGCUAACAUGUUUUGUCAACUAGAAUGAUUGUUGCCAUGGAAAUCUCCCAGUCACCUGCAGGCCACUGGGCCAACACAUCUGGAUGUCGUACAUCACCUCUCCCACACCUCUCUCUAUCUUUGUACUGUACAGAUGACCUGAUCUGAAUGUAUAUGGAUGUCCUUCAAAGUGUGAAAUGUGUCAUCAUUUGUCUAAUAAAAUGCUGUCAUGCUGA